CUCUCUCACACACACACCCAUUCCCUAUCAAUAUAACAUUUGAUAGCUCUUGUCCAACACAAUAGCUAGGCAGUAUAAUGGCUCCCCCAGCAGCAGACAAUGUUGUUGUUUCUAGCAACAAGCUUGAGAGGUUGCUUAGCAUGAAAGGAGGCAAAGGAGAGGCUAGCUAUGCCAAUAACUGCCAAGCCCAGGCACAACAUGCUCGAUCGAUGCUUCAUUUGCUGGAAGAAACCCUAGAUGGGGUCCAGCUCGACUCCCCGCCGCCGGCGGUCCCUUUCGUCGUGGCCGACUUAGGUUGCUCCUCGGGCACCAACACAAUCUUCAUCGUGGAAGUGAUCAUCAACCACAUGAUCAAGAGGUACGAGGCAAUGGGCUUCGACCCGCCAGAGUUUUCGGCGUUCUUCUCUGACCUCCCGUCGAAUGACUUCAACACCCUCUUCCAACUGCUGCCGCCGUUGGCUAAGGACGGCGGUAGCAUGGAGGAGUGUUUGGCUUCUGAUGGCCACCGCCGGUCCUACUUUGCCGCCGCUGUUCCGGGAUCGUUUUAUGGGAGGCUGUUUCCGGUCGGAUCGGUUGACGUUUUCUACUCUGCUUUUUCCUUGCACUGGUGCUCUCAGGUGCCCGACGCCGUGUUAGACAAAAGAUCAACGGCUUACAACAAAGGAAAGAUUUUCAUCCACGGUGCAAAUGAGAGCACAGCAAAUGCUUACAGGGUGCAGUUCCAGAGUGAUUUGGCCAGGUUUCUCAGAUCAAGAUCACUGGAGAUGAAGAGUGGCGGGUCCAUGUUCCUGGUUUGCUUGGGAAGGAACUCUGUGGACCCAACAGACCAAGGUGGGGCCGGCCUCCUCUUCGGGACCCACUUUCAGGAUGCUUGGGAUGAUCUUGUCCAAGAGGGCCUCAUAACAAGUGAGAAACGUGACGAUUUCAACAUCCCUGUGUACGCGCCGAGCCUACAAGACUUCAAGGAGGUAGUCGAAGCCGACGGCUCGUUCGCCAUAAACAAGCUCGAGCUGUUCAGAGGAGGGAGCCCGCUCGUGGUGAGCUGCCCCGACGACGCAGCCGAGGUCGGUCGAGCCCUGGCUAACAGCUGCAGAGCCGUGAGCGGAGUCCUAGUCGACGCGCACAUCGGUGACCGGCUCAGCGAGGAGCUGUUUUCGCGGGUCGCGAGCCGAGCCACUAGCCAUGCAAAAGUGCUUUUGGAGCAGCUUCAGUUCACCCACAUUGUGGCUUCUCUUUCUUUUGCUUAGGUUUGUGGAGAAUGGGCAAAGGGGUACAAGCUAGGGCUCUCUCUCUCUCUCUCUCUCUCUCUCUCUCUCUCUCUCUCUCUCUCUCUCUCUCUCUCUCUCUCUCUGUUUUUGUUCUUUAUUGUGUUUUUCUAUGUGGGGGACAAAAUGAAAACACCCAAAAGAGAGAAGAAAGAGGCUACCUUUUCAGUUUCAGUCUCUUCAUUCUCUUUCGUGUGUGUUUGUUGGUUUUUGUGUAUUUGGUGUUCCCUUUGUUUUUAUUUCAAACUCUGUAAACACAGCUAAUACUUUCUUUUACCAUUACAUUGUUGUGUUA
Messenger RNA from Rhododendron vialii, 1560 nucleotides. Its product is annotated as indole-3-acetate O-methyltransferase 1. The record is from RefSeq and is a predicted model, not a curated record. The coding region runs from base 78 to 1247 and encodes 389 amino acids. Gene Ontology annotation, biological process: methylation. Lineage: Eukaryota; Viridiplantae; Streptophyta; Magnoliopsida; Ericales; Ericaceae. Gene Ontology annotation, molecular function: S-adenosylmethionine-dependent methyltransferase activity. The transcript is spliced from 4 exons.